Messenger RNA from Macadamia integrifolia, 441 nucleotides. Its product is annotated as protein LURP-one-related 15-like. The transcript has 2 exons. Bases 1 to 441 code for a protein of 146 amino acids. The record is from RefSeq and is a predicted model, not a curated record. Lineage: Eukaryota; Viridiplantae; Streptophyta; Magnoliopsida; Proteales; Proteaceae.
AUGGGUCAGCCCCCUGUUUAUCCACCUUUGACCAAUCCUAUCAUCGUCGCCGGACCCCAAUUCUGUGCUCCCAAUUACACUGUCACCAUUGGCGACAACAUCCUCUUCACAGUCCAGCCUCGCCUCUUAAGUCUUCAUUGCCGUCUUGUUCUUCACGACGCCAAUGGCAAUCCCAUCCUCACCAUAUGCGAAAGAAUGUCAGUUUUAAAAAUAUUGAGUUUACAUUGGAGAUGUGCAGUGUUCACGGGAGUGAGCUGCAACUCGAAAAAUGUGUUCUUUGCUGGUAAUACUGAAGAGAGAGUUUGUGAUCUUAAGGUCAAAAGGAUCUUGCUGAAGGGCUCUUGCAAGAUUUAUGUUGGAGAAUCUUCUAAAGCCAAAAGGCAAGAUGAAUGGAAGAAAAGUUGGUCUACUACCCGGGUUGAAGCCAAAGAAAUAGAAUAA